Molecule: messenger RNA, 1924 nt
Organism: Gadus morhua (Atlantic cod)
Lineage: Eukaryota; Metazoa; Chordata; Actinopteri; Gadiformes; Gadidae
Product: C-type lectin domain family 4 member D-like
Exons: 1
Coding region: 339-1343 (334 amino acids)
Source: RefSeq, a predicted model, not a curated record
CCAUUAAGUAACAGUUAGCCAAGACCUAUGGCUCAAAUGUGUAUUUGAAGAAUGUCUUGAUGUUUAUUUUUGUCCUUUUGAUGUUGAUCAACAAAUCAACCUUGUGUUUAAGACCAUAAGUGAUGUACUGCAUGCACCACUUACUAAAAAACAGGAUGUGUCUUACCACACAGUGACUCUGCCAGCACACAUAGCAAGUAGCCUCUGGUUAAAAUACUUCCUCUUUGAUCAAGGUAGGCGUUAAGACUUUGACAUGCUGGCAUUCAAAACGCACAGAAAGACCGAGCACUCAUAGGGGUAAGACGAUAAGAAACUCUGAAAACAGUUUGGACCAGAAUAUGGCUGAGGUGAUUUACACCACGGCCAACAUGGCCAGGAACACACAAGGAGAGAGAGAGGAGAGGAUAGUGGACAUCUACGCUACCAGUGAGAGCCUCGGAGAUCAACCCCAGGACUAUGUGGGGACAGAGGAGUCCUCCAAUACUCUGGGAACAGUAAGAAGUCAGCAGCCGGACCCUGUGAGCCGGACCCCUCCUAGGUGUCCGAUCAGGGCUGUGGUGGUGCUUCUGGUCCUGCUGUCUCUUACCCUACUGGCUGGACUGCUUCGGUUUGUAAUGCAACACAAGACCGUAUGCAUGGACGGAGACUUGGAGCAACAUAACCAAAGGCUGGAGAAUAUGACAGAGCAACACAAGACCGUAUGCAUGGACAGAGACGUGGAGCAACUUGAACUUCACCAAAGGCUGAAGAAUGUGACAGAGCAACACAAGACCGUAAGCAUGGAGGUGGAGCAACUUCUCCAAAGGCUGAAGAAUGUGACAGAGCAGAGGGACUCACGGCUUUGUAAUCAGGAAUGUCCAAUUGAUUGGAAUAAGUUUGGUUGUAAAUGUUAUUUCAGUGUGUGGGGAUCCUGGAAUAAGAGCAGGGAGCUCUGUGUUUCCCUCGGAGCAGAUCUGCUGGUGGUGGACAGUAAAGAGGAGAUGGACUUCAUUAGCGGGUACGACGGGGACCCCUGGCUCGGAGCGACAGAUGAGGCCAGUGAAGGGUCGUGGAGAUGGGUUGAUGGGACCGUCCUGUCAGCGGAUAACCCCCCCUGGAGAAGAGGGAAACCUAGUGGAGGCAAGAAGAAGAACUGCUUAAGGAAGGUCUGGGAGCAUCCUAACUUUAAAUGGACAGAUGAGAGCUGUGAAGACUACAGAUAUGGGCUUUGUGAAUUUAAUGAAAUGAUGGAUGAAAGCAUUUCUUUGUCUGACAGAUGUGUUUCUUUGACUAUUUUUUUUAUCUCAAUGCCAACUAACAUUCGUUGUUUUGUUUCAUACUUGUUGAGUUCUGCCAUUCGAUAAGAGCUGUGAUUGGCUGCAAGGUUUUUUAUCUCCUUAAAAGGAGAUGACAUGAAGACUUCACUGGUCACUGCAGGAACUGUACAUAGAUGCUGUUCUUGUUACAUUAUUUUUUCAAUGUUUCCACAGUUGCUCUCGGUGUUGGAGGCUGAGGUUAGGGGGUAAAGAGUCAUGACAGUCAUUGGCUGGUUUUUAGUUGCUAUAAACCACACUAGUUCUCUAUUUAGGGCUUCAUUUGCUGGCUUUGCCUUUGUCCCCUCAGCUUAUUAUUUAAUAAUUUUCCAUUAAAAUGUAUCUCGACUUUGUCACCAUGCAGUGAUCACUAUAAAACACUUGUAUAAAUUGUCUGUUGGUUCUACGGUGUUCAGAGAGAACAGUAGACUUGUGUCUGUCUGAAUGGGCUUGUAGGUCUGCACUUAGUUUUGCGUUACUGGAUGAACACUUUUGAAGGUACAUAUGCAUACAUGCAUUCUCACGCAUACAGUAAUUUGUAAAUUACAUUGAAUAUGUACAUUUUGUGUCCAUUCAGCUGUGUUUGCUGUAGUGAAUUUGAGCUUUUAUUAAAGCAGCUCUUGAUUAAUAUG